Cryptotermes secundus is the source of this 3006-nucleotide messenger RNA. Its product is annotated as integrator complex subunit 12. Gene Ontology annotation, cellular component: integrator complex. The coding region runs from base 1325 to 2356 and encodes 343 amino acids. NCBI's taxonomy places the organism in Eukaryota, Metazoa, Arthropoda, Insecta, Blattodea, Kalotermitidae. The record is from RefSeq and is a predicted model, not a curated record. Gene Ontology annotation, biological process: snRNA 3'-end processing. The transcript is spliced from 7 exons.
UGCCGUCGUUGCCGUUGUACGCCGUCGUAGGGGUUGUAGGUAAUUAGGUAAUAGCAUGAAUAACAAGUGGAACAAAAAUGUAUGGCAGUCACUGGGAGGGGUAUGCAGUAGCGUAGAUGUUUGAGAACUUAUUUUGCGAAAAUCUCUGGGUUAUCAGUUUGUCUUGCAUGGACUUCAGGAGCUCCAAUAUUUGUUCCAUGUCUUCAAUCUAAUUCAAUCACUUCUUACAACAAACUGUGGCAUGUUUAAGCCCGUAACCACUUUUUGACACCAAAUUGUCAUGUAUCCAGGGUUCUGUGACAAGUAUUACUGGGUUGCGGCUUUAGAUGAAGCUGCUUUAUUGGACAGUUCGUCCACGAUUACAUUUCUGAACACUACAAUCACUCUGACAUAACUUCUCCCAGGCAAUGCGACCUGACUAGUCCAUUGUCUCUGAUCACUCUUCUGACUGUUGCAAUCUACCCUCUCAAGUAGAUUUUCUCAUGCUGCCGAGAGACCACCUUAUGCAAGGGUUCUCUCUGUCUUCGACGCAGCUUUGGCUGGUAUAUCCGUUUCUGUGGGAACUCAGCAAUUCCGUCUCUGUUGUUUAGACAAUUUCCUAGGUAACAGUCUGCCUAAGUAUUUGUUGCCACUGAAAUAUGCCUUCUUAUUUGUAGCUGUUGCGUGGCAAUGAACGUCAUAUAUUCCAGCUUUUAGGCGCCACACCACAAAAAAUACACACACAUAUACAUGGGAAAUACAUAAUGUGAUUUUACACAUACACACCCACAGAGACACAUGCGUGUGCUGUGAGAAGUGAUGUGAACUGUAACAAAACGCAGUAUGAGCUUCGUCUUGUGGCAUUAUGAAGGUUCCACUACAGGAACAUACAAAGAAAGAUCACAAUUAAAAUUUUGAAAUGACAUAACUCUGGAACACUGGUGUAUCAGACGACUGCAUGGCUGCAUUUUCUCCACCUAAAGAAUGGCCAUAGAACUUUGAAUUAUUUUGAAUAUAUUGAUGAUAAAUAUAUUUUGAGUGUACUGGUAUUUUAGCUGUCCCAUGUGGAGGUGGGUUAGUAUUCCUCCACCGUAGCCCAGAGAAUCGUACAAGACAAUGAAAAGGGAACCCAGUGCCUGGGGAUGUGACUGCGUGACCCUAUUUCAGGGGGACAUAACUACAGAGACCUGGUCCUCCAGGUUGGGAGUUGGAUGCAAGACUGAUGACCUUGCUUUGUAAAAAAAAGUUACAAGAUCCAAAGAAAUGUAACUUCUAAGGAAGGCUGUGGCAAAAAGAAAAAAGGCUGUUUCACCAAUGAUGGUGAUGAUAUUUUAGGACUAUCGCAAUGGCUUCUUUUGACUUGGACCCAACGUUUACUCGCUGUAUAAGGUUAAUGCAUUCGAAAUCAAAGGAUUCUGAAGAUCAGUUACGAGCAAUGCUUGAUGACGCAAUCAUACAGCGUCAUGGUAGCAGUAAAACACUGGCUAAUAUUUUCAUUAAAAAGGAGACAUUAAGCAAGAGAGAAAGCUCAAAACCUUCAAGUUCAAGUGGAAGAAAAGAUGACUUUCGUAAAGAAGUAGAAAAGAAGAACUUUGACAAGCUGAGUGUGGAAGAAAGUUCAGAGGCAAAUCGUGAGGCAAAUAGCAGCAAACGGUCCAAGAACAAUGAUGUUUCUAAACCUGGACAUGCCAAACCUUUGCUGAGUGGUAAUUCAUCACCGUCACCUCACACCAUUGUGUUGGGUAAUAUACAUGAAGCAGAACCACUUAAAGAUGAUAACCUUCAGCCAGAGGAAGAUGAUGAUGAUAAUGGCAUACCUCUUGAAAUUUUGGAAGAAGACUUGACCUGUGUUGUUUGCAGGGGAAUGGAUGUUGUUGCACGCAAUCAGUUAGUGGAGUGUAUUGAAUGCCACUCUCUGUAUCAUCAAGAAUGCCAUCAGCCACCUGUGGCUGAGGCAGACAUGAAUGAUCCACGUUCCGCAUGGUAUUGUUCAAACUGCACCAAGGCAAUGAGUAAAAUUCAAAAUGCUGGGAACAGCAGUAUUGGAAAGCAAGCAACCACAUCCACUGGUCUGGCUGCAGCAACACAAUCCCCUUACAGUGCUUCCAGCAGCGGUUCCACUGGGAAACCUACCUUUGCUGCAGGUACAACAAAAUCCAACUCAUCACCUAACUUCAGUGCUGCAACAAAGACAUUUGGAGGCCUGCCUUUACCAACAUCAAAAACUACAAGCAUCAGUUCAAAACAAUGCCCUAUUCCUACCACCUCUCAGAAGUGUGUAAUGCCCAAUAUCAAUAUUAUAAGUGCGGAUAAACGGUUGCAGAUUAUGAAGAAAAAGGCUGCCAAAAUGCAAGAGAAGAGGAAACAUUCCAAAUAGAAUCUACAUUCAGUGCAAUAAUUGUAUUGUUCUGUACAGCAUCUAUGUUCAUAUUUAAAUUAAAAUUCAAGCUUAAUACUUGGACAUGUAAGUAUGCGUAUAAAAAUGUAUACUGAAGAGCUAAUAUUGAGGUGAGAAAACACAUGAAUAACAUAGGACAGUGAGCAUUUUGUUGCUCCAAUAGUGCGUUCUUAACACAUUCAGAUCCAUACCUUGCUCUCAGCAGACAACAGAAAACUGAAUUCCAAGAUACGUCAUUGCAAGAAAUACCCAUUUCCUCUUUUCCAAAGUACAAGAAGAAGACUGUGCACUGCAUUGGCUACAAAGAAAUGCAUAUGAUUCGACUGAUAUCUAGGGCUAAGCUAGAAAGGUUAAUUUUUCUUUUGGCAAAUUUAAUAAAUCAUCGCAUGGCAUGGAGCCCUUCCUAAGAAGCUAGUGGUCUCAUAUUCUUGAAAGUCCCCAGUUUUUAUGUAACCGAAACCUUCAUGACUGUGUUCACAAGAGGCUACAAAGUGUACUAAAAAGGGGGCUGUUUUACAAAGACGGAGCAUGUAAAGUUGACACGUGUUUAAUACACUGCAAUAAAUAUUUAUUUUUUUAAGAGGUGGACCGCCUCUGUGGUCUAGUGGUCAGAGUUCCUGGUUACAGAU